AUGGGUGACAAUAAGUUAGUAGCAAGUCCAAAUGAUUCAAAUUCAAAAGAGCAGUUGAUUGCUGUGCUUCCUAAUAAUGCUCUAGAUCAGUGGAGUGGAGACAUUAUGUAUCUAUACAAGCAAAAUGAGAAGUUUUUGAACUUCAGUUUUUACAGCAAGACUGAUGGCAGCCGAGAUACUUGCUCUUUUGAAUCUGCACAGUUCCCUGGAUGGUUCCUAAGUACUUCUUCUGAAGCACAUCAACCUAUUGGUUUGAGUCAAAAAGGAGGUCCUGAAAACAUCCUGUUUCAUUUUCAAAGAAUAUACUGA
This is a messenger RNA of Pantherophis guttatus, 309 nucleotides long. NCBI's taxonomy places the organism in Eukaryota, Metazoa, Chordata, Lepidosauria, Squamata, Colubridae. The record is from RefSeq and is a predicted model, not a curated record.